Molecule: messenger RNA, 1830 nt
Organism: Didymosphaeria variabile
Lineage: Eukaryota; Fungi; Ascomycota; Dothideomycetes; Pleosporales; Didymosphaeriaceae
Product: Peptidyl-prolyl cis-trans isomerase pin4
Exons: 2
Coding region: 1-1830 (609 amino acids)
Cellular component (GO): cytoplasm; nucleus
Molecular function (GO): mRNA binding
Source: RefSeq, a predicted model, not a curated record
AUGUACUCCGCCUACGAUCCGCCCUCGUCGCGGUCGCCCGGCUCCCAUCGCCACCAGCCGCAGACCCUUCACCGCCAACCCUCCCGCCAGUUUGACGCAUACGGCCAGCUGCCGCCAGGCGGUCUGUACACGGCAGAGGACCACGCCCAAGGCUACCAGCACCAGCCGCGCAACUACGACCGCCUGAAUGCGACCGUCCACUCUCCCUACAACUACGACCUGGGCGCAGGGGGCUGGAACGCAAAUCCCUUCGGUCAGAACACCAUCGGCUCGCUCGGCGGUGCUGCUACCUCCCGCAUAAAGCAGCAGGGCCGCGGCGGCGGGCGCAGUGCUCUGCCAGCUGGAUGGCUUGACCAGCCCCAGGGUCUUCCAACUUUCGCGCUAGGUGGCUUGGGCAAUGGUCACCCAAAUUCUUUGCUGAACCCUGCCAUGCAGCAAAACCAGUUCUCGCAGGACGUCGACGAGGAACUCAUUCCUACUGCCAUCGUAAUUAAGAACAUCCCCUUCGCCGUGAAGAAGGAACAGCUCGUCUCGCUGAUGACGGAGCUUCGUCUUCCCCUGCCGUAUGCCUUCAACUACCACUUCGACAACGGCGUCUUCAGGGGUUUGGCCUUCGCCAAUUUCACAACUGCAGAAGAGACGGCCCAGGUCAUCGAAGCUAUGAAUCACUUCGAGCUCCAUGGUAGGAAGCUCCGCGUCGAGUACAAGAAGAUGCUGCCGCUAGCGGAACGGGAACGGAUCGAACGUGAGAAGCGUGAGCGUAGAGGCCAACUGGAGGAGCAGCACCGUCCCAUGGGUGGAUCCCUGCAGACGCAACAAUCAUACAGCUCCUUAGCUUCUCACAUCCCGGCGACCUCUCCCUCCCCUGUGUCAGGGCUCCGCCAGCAAAAGCCUGGUAUGUGGCAGCGCGACCUAGGAGGAGGACCGUCCCCGACUAAUCCCUCGGCGGAAGUGGACCUGAACGAUCCCCAGGUGCUGCAGUUCUACUCCCAGCUGCUUCUCUUCAAAGAGUCACCGGAAAGGGACAGCAUGACCUUCCCAUCCACCUUGUCUCCGCCUCAACGACGCAUUGUCCACACCCUGGCCCAUCAACUUGGCCUUGCUCAUAUCUCUAAAGGCGAUAGUGGGCAGCGCCAAUUGCACAUCUUCAAGGUUCACGAUAGCCAAGGCCUCAGCCCGCCUAUGCCGCAGAUGUCAACGAGCCACGCCACGGAACAACCGCGCCGUGGCCUUAACCGUGCCGCAACCACGGACUUCAGUGAUGUUCGUGCCUCGGAAGGUUUCUAUAGUGCUUUUGGAAGGCAAGCAUCCGGUUUGCUCGGGUUCCCUGAUUCUCCUGGUGGUCUUGCAGCUGCACCUAAUUUGCGCGCUGCCAAGUCAUAUGCCGAUCUCCGCUCGUACACUCCUUCGCCAGCGCCAUCCACAGCUAGCCAUCCAAUCGGUCGCCUUGGAGGCCCUACGCUGGAAGGUUUGUCCUUCACUGGCUCUUCCACGAACCCGAACGGAACGCCGACGACAGCGUCCAUGUCGCAACGAGAUGAUGGCCUGCUCGAGCGUGAGCUUGGUCGCAUGCAGAUUGGAUCAGGCUUCGGCCAAGGCGGUAGCCCGCGUUCGCUUCGACAGAUGACAUCCUGGGACAACCCUGGUCCCAUUGGCGGCCAUCGUACCUUUGGUGGUGGUAAUUACGACGACCGUCCCUCAAGGCAGCCUCGUGGCCCUGUACCAGAGCGUGGCAGUGGGUUCAGCCGCCCCAGACAGAACGGCCACCAAGGUCGUGGCAGCGACGAACUUUCCUCGCAGUCCAACGUCGAGAUCCUCGUUGGGCAGUGA